AUGUCAGAAACAAAUGGUCUUUCGCUUUGGAUUUUGUGCCUUAUCCUACAGCUUGUGCUUUCUAGUGCAUCAACCCCAACACCAUGUCCUAAGGUGGUGGACCACAAAUAUUUCAACUGUAGCCAUCAUUCAUUGGAAGAAGUACCAAAGGGGCUACCUUCAACUUUAGAAGUUAUUGUUCUCUCUCACAACCGUAUAAAAAAGCUUGAUGACGACUCCUUUCAAGGACUACAUAACUUAGUACAAAUUGAUGUUUCCUACAACUCCAUAUCCAAGAUCUCGACUGCUGCUUUCAAUCAUUUAACCAAGCUGGAGACUCUCAUCCUGAGGAAAAACCAACUACAUGAAGCAGAAUCCGCAUUUUUGGAUAGUGGCUGGUGCAAAUACGAACUACAGUUUGCGUUGUCACGGCUUUUCAAGGAACGUAAGGAGGUCAUUAUUUUGAUCUUUUUACAGAAAAUUCCUGAUCAGCUGUUGACCGAUCAAUUAAAGGUGCAUCGCCUUAUUAGAAGAUUCAUUAAAGAUAAUACGUACAUCGAGUGGCCACAUAAUCCAGAUGAAGAACUUGCAUUUUGGGAAAAAUUGAAGGAUUCUUUAAGAUAA
This is a messenger RNA of Anneissia japonica, 603 nucleotides long. RefSeq names its product toll-like receptor 13. Gene Ontology annotation, cellular component: membrane. Bases 1 to 603 code for a protein of 200 amino acids. The record is from RefSeq and is a predicted model, not a curated record. The transcript is spliced from 2 exons. Gene Ontology annotation, molecular function: transmembrane signaling receptor activity; protein binding. NCBI's taxonomy places the organism in Eukaryota, Metazoa, Echinodermata, Crinoidea, Comatulida, Comatulidae. Gene Ontology annotation, biological process: immune response; toll-like receptor signaling pathway; inflammatory response.